AUGGGUAUCAAGCAAUUCCAAGGACACACGGACGGGGCCAGCUGUAUAGACAUCUCGCCAGAUGGCACAAAGUUGUGGACUGGUGGCCUGGAUAACACAGUGCGAUCAUGGGACCUACGAGAGGGUCGGCAGCUGCAGCAGCACGACUUCACGUCUCAGAUCUUCUCGCUCGGCUACUGCCCCACGGGCGAAUGCAUGGAGAGUAGCAACGUGGAGGUGCUGCACCACACGAAGCCGGACAAGUACCAGCUGCACCUGCACGAGUCGUGCGUGCUCUCGCUCAAGUUCGCCUACUGCGGCAAGUGGUUCGUCUCGACGGGCAAGGACAACCUGUUGAACGCCUGGAGGACUCCCUAUGGUGCUAGCAUUUUCCAGGUGAGACAGAGAUCGAUCUCCUCGAGUCUGAGGAGGGCUGCAUCGUCGGCGCUGCGUUAUAGCGUCGAUGCAACGUUAGCAGAACGCAGAGAACUAGCUCCAGCGCUGCGCACCCCGAUGUCGAUGGCUAGCCCCUACCCGCCCUACCUUCCCGCGAGCGCGUCGCACGCCAUGCCCAACGACCUGGCGUCGGCCGGCGCCGCAUACGCCAGCAGCAUGAUCCACAACAACAUCUCCCCCGGAGCGUACCGAUCGCCGAUGGGCAUCCCCGGCGGCUUCGACCCGCACGCCGCCCACACGAGGGCGCCACUGCCCCUCGGCGGCAUCUCGGGAGGAAAACCGCAAUUCCAAGGACACACGGACGGGGCCAGCUGUAUAGACAUCUCGCCAGAUGGCACAAAGUUGUGGACUGGUGGCCUGGAUAACACAGUGCGAUCAUGGGACCUACGAGAGGGUCGGCAGCUGCAGCAGCACGACUUCACGUCUCAGAUCUUCUCGCUCGGCUACUGCCCCACGGGCGAAUGGUUGGCCGUCGGCAUGGAGAGUAGCAACGUGGAGGUGCUGCACCACACGAAGCCGGACAAGUACCAGCUGCACCUGCACGAGUCGUGCGUGCUCUCGCUCAAGUUCGCCUACUGCGGCAAGUGGUUCGUCUCGACGGGCAAGGACAACCUGUUGAACGCCUGGAGGACUCCCUAUGGUGCUAGCAUUUUCCAGUCAAAAGAGUCGUCGUCCGUGCUGAGCUGCGACAUCUCCGCCGACGACAAGUACAUCGUCACCGGCUCCGGCGACAAGAAGGCGACAGUCUACGAGGUCAUCUACUGAGGUCGCCGCGCAAGCGAGCGAGCGAGUCCCGCCGCCGACGACGACGACGACCGGUCGCGCUUUUACCCGGCCGCCGUCCAGAACUGUCCACCGGACGGCUCUCACGGCGAAGGACGACGAUCGGCGAAGACGAUCGAGCGGCCGGCGGAUGAUCGAGCGUUAACUUUAGUCGCCGCGGAGAUCUAGCUCCACGUUUUGUCGCCGCAGCGCUGAUCCCUUGCCCUCGCGGACAUUUGAGAUGAGGGCGGUCGGACGAUGGAAAAUCAAACAUUAACUUUGGCCGUGGCGGACGGUCAAGCAUUAACUUUAGCCGCGGCGGACGGUCAAGCGUUAACUUUAGCCGCGGCGGACGGUCAAGCGUUACCUUUGGCCGCGGCGGAGAUCGACUCUCGGUCUCUCGUCGGGCUUGGACCCCUCGCACUCGUGGACAUUUGCGACGAGGGGUGGUCCGUCGUCGGAUGCGUGAGCGUUGGACCGUCGAGAGAGAGAGAGAGAGAGAGAGAGAGACGGACGGAGAGACGGACGGAGAGACGUCGCCGGAUGUGAGGAGACGGCGCGUCGGAGAUAUGUGCGUUUAGUGGGGGAAGGAAUGGAAGGAGAAGAAGAAGAAGAAGAAGAAGAAGCCAGAGCUGUAAGAUGUGUC
Molecule: messenger RNA, 1843 nt
Organism: Priapulus caudatus
Lineage: Eukaryota; Metazoa; Priapulida; Priapulimorpha; Priapulimorphida; Priapulidae
Product: transducin-like enhancer protein 4
Exons: 9
Coding region: 1-1200 (399 amino acids)
Biological process (GO): regulation of DNA-templated transcription; negative regulation of canonical Wnt signaling pathway
Cellular component (GO): nucleus; transcription regulator complex
Molecular function (GO): transcription corepressor activity; protein binding
Source: RefSeq, a predicted model, not a curated record